This is a messenger RNA of Lutzomyia longipalpis, 2901 nucleotides long. RefSeq names its product tropomyosin-2 (gene Tm2). The record is from RefSeq and is a predicted model, not a curated record. Gene Ontology annotation, biological process: muscle contraction; actin filament organization. The coding region runs from base 156 to 1169 and encodes 337 amino acids. Gene Ontology annotation, cellular component: actin filament. NCBI's taxonomy places the organism in Eukaryota, Metazoa, Arthropoda, Insecta, Diptera, Psychodidae. The transcript has 4 exons. Gene Ontology annotation, molecular function: actin filament binding.
CGAAAUUAUGCCGAAAUAUAUAUUUUGUGCGCACGAAAGCCCCAAGAAUCGGGCCAUCAGUGCUUUCGCGUAUUUGCCAACGCGAGGAGUGAUUCAGGGCGCUCAGUUGAUACUUUUGUCUAGUCAGUGAAAGGGAAGCCAAAGAAGCCGCCACCAUGGACGCGAUUAAGAAGAAAAUGCAAGCGAUGAAGCUUGAGAAGGACAAUGCGAUGGACAAGGCCGAUACAUGCGAGGGGCAGGCUAAGGAUGCCAAUCUCCGUGCAGACAAAGUCAAUGAGGAAGUACGUGAUCUGGCCAAGAAACUCGUCCAAGUUGAGAAUGAUCUGGUAUCCGCCAAAAAUGCCCUCGAAGCUUCCAACCAGGAACUCGAGGAGAAGGAAAAAACACUCACCGCCACAGAAUCCGAAGUGGCUGCCCUCAAUCGUAAAGUCCAGCAAAUUGAGGAGGAUCUCGAAAAGUCCGAGGAGCGUUCCGGAAGUGCUACCCAGAAAUUGCUUGAGGCCACUCAAUCAGCUGACGAAAACAAUCGUAUGUGCAAGGUAUUGGAAAACCGAUCCCAGCAGGAUGAGGAGCGCAUGGAUCAACUCACCAACCAACUCAAAGAGGCACGUCUCCUUGCUGAAGAUGCCGACGGAAAAUCCGAUGAGGUGUCCCGUAAGCUGGCCUUCGUUGAAGAUGAGCUCGAAGUUGCUGAAGAUCGUGUCAAGUCCGGAGAGUCGAAGAUCAUGGAGUUGGAAGAAGAGUUGAAGGUUGUCGGCAACUCUCUGAAAUCUCUCGAAGUGUCUGAGGAGAAGGCCAACCAGAGAGUUGAGGAGUUCAAGCGUGAGAUGAAGACCCUCACCGUCAAGCUAAAGGAAGCCGAAAACCGCGCCGAACAGGCUGAGAAGCAGGUGAAGAGGCUCCAGAAGGAGGUGGACAGACUAGAAGGUGAGUCCUUACACUUUAUACCGCUGGCGCUGAGAGGGAUUUCUAGGAUAAUUCUAUGCUAUAAAAAUGGGAAUGGAUAUUAUUUAUUAAUUUAUGAUUUUAAUAUGCUAAAAAAACGUAUAAAUUACUAUGUUUCUGCUUCUGCUACGCUUCUUACAGACAAUCUCUUCCAUGAAAAAGAAAAAUACAAAGCGAUUUGCGACGAUUUGGACUCAACUUUUGCCGAACUUACAGGAUAUUAGAGAUAUCACUCUAUCAAUUCAGUCAUGCCAAAAUUUUCUUUUUAUCUCAACAUUUCCACACUUUUCCUCUAAAAUUCUUUUUUUUGCUCAUUUUCUCCACCACAUCCUAUACACUAUGUAUAAGACAGUGUUGUACCCCCUGUACUAUGUGCAAAAUGAUUUCCCACCCAAAAUGACACUUUGCAGAGAAAUCAGUGUUGAUAGUUGACCUCUUUGCAGUACCACACAUCAUUAUGCAACCAAAACUAUUGACCACUUUGAUGAGUCCCCUUCCUUGUUGAGAAUGAGCCAAACAGCUGCCAUUUAAUCUCUCACAUUAUGCACAUUUUUGUUGUAAAGCAACCAAUUAAGAUGACAUCAAACUACACCACUCUUAUACUUCUUGCUCCCCCGAAGAUAAUCUCGCUCAAACUAGUAACAAUUAACAUUUUUCUAUACCACAACUCGCCAACCCGCAUUCUUUCCUAUAUAUAAUUUUCACCCAACUCACCAAGCAGCCCUCCACCCCCAUGAUUAACUAUUUUCUCUCUCUAUCUAUCUCUCUCUCGUUUUGUACCAAUUGAUAUAAAAAAAAACUAAUAACAUAAUUAAGAGCUGCGUACAAAAAUAUAUUCUGUAUAAUCAACGCAAAUUGCACUAAUCCGGGAAAGGAGACGGCUAUCUAUGUAAAAAAGGUACAUUUCUGCUAAAAUGCUUACAAUUAACCCCUUUUGUCACCUUCUCUCUUUCCUUUCUUCUUUCAAUCUAUCAAAUGCGACCCUUCCUGGUAUGGAGGAAGUUCAUUUUAGGAUAAAAAAAAAGAUCAAUGAACGAUUUCGGAAAUCCACGUGUCACUAAUGAUCCCAAAUGUUAAGUCUUUAAUUUGGGAUUAUUAAUGGUUUUUUUUGUAUAAGUAAGCUCUGUGAUAAAAAACGGCCUAAUCCUUUCAAGGGGAGCAUAUUUGUUGUUGAUGGUGUACAUCAAAAAUCAAUAUUUCAGGAUAAUUUGGUAUUUUUUAAAUAUCAAAAUUAAAUUUAAAAAAAAGAGAAAUCCAAGAUUUUCAAACUUUUUUGAGAGAUUGAUUUUAUGCUGUGAUAUUUAUGCUCUUUUGAUGAUAUACACCUCUUCAUGAACAAUGUAUGCCCCUUGAAUAAAUUCCAUGUGUAUCAAUUGUCCCACACAUAAUCCUUAUAUGUCAAUGUGAAUUAUUAAUUAAUUCCCUAAUCUUUCAGACGAAUUGGGCAUCAACAAGGACAGAUACAAGAGUCUUGCCGACGAAAUGGACUCCACCUUUGCGGAAUUGGCUGGCUAUUAAAUGUAAUGUCAAAUGUUAUAUUUAAUAAUAAUAAAAACACAAUCGCCAAUUUAGCAUUGUCACACAACGCCGAAGGAAGAAUAUUGUCGUGGACGAAAUUAUAUUUCGCCCAUUGACACAACAACAGCAAGAUCCGAAAAAAAUUGUAAAUGUUGAAGAAAAAAUCAAUUUUAUUUGCUUUUCGUCAUUAUAAAGAGAAAACAAACAAACAAAAAACUUUUGCAUAAUACCAAUCAAUCACAUGAUAUCAAUUUAAGAUCAAAAUAUGAGAAGGCAAAUUUAAGUGAAACAUUUGUAACGAAAUAAGUAAAAAAAGCCUAAUAUAUAAUGAAUAAAAAUAUAUAUUGUAAAUGGAAAGAGAGCCUCUUUAAACAAAUAUAAUGAAAACUUUUCUGUCUUUUUAAUUUAAUAAAUUAUUACUAUAAUACUAAAAACAAA